UCACUCUCUCUCUUUCGCUCGCUCGUUGUCUUUCACAUCGCCGCGGAAGCGAGGCUCCCCUCAGUGCGCCAUGCCGUUCGCCGUGGUCCUGAACGGGCCGGCCCCCUGGGGGUUCCGCCUGGUGGGGGGCAAGGACUUCAACCAGCCGCUGACCAUCUCCAGGGUGACGCCCGGCAGCAAGGCGGCCCUGGCCGACCUGCGCCCCGGCGACUUGAUCGUAGCCAUCGAGGGCGCCUCGUCCGAUGACAUGCUGCACUGCGACGCUCAGAACAAAAUCAAAGAGUCUAACCAACAGCUCGCGCUCACCGUGGAAAGAACGGAAGCCAAACUGUGGUCGCCGUUGGUGACGGAGGACGGCAAAGUCAGCCCCUUCAAGAUCAACCUGGAAGCCGAGCCGCAGGAGCGGCGGGCGGUGGGCGCGGCGCAUAACCGGCGAGCGCAGCCCUUCGUGGCGGCGGCCAACAUCGACGACACGCGUCAGGUGGUCAGCGCCACCUACAACACGCCCAUCGGACUCUACUCUUCCGGAAACAUCCGGGACGCCAUGGAAGGACAGAUGAAAGGAUUCGUGCAGCCCAAGCCCGACAGUCCUCGGACGUUGGCCAACAUCGAGGACUCGGACGUGUACCGUAUGUUGCAGAAGGACCACGAGGAACCGUCGCAACCUCGCCAGUCGGGAUCCUUCAGGGCCUUGCAGGAAUUUGUGGAGAGCGACGGCACCAAGCCCAUCGUGACCCGAACCGUUAAGGCGCCCACCACUAAACCCGCAGCGCCCGCCGGAAACCUGCAGAAACUCCCCAUGUGCGACAAGUGCGGGAACGGCAUUGUCGGUACCGUGGUGAAGGCACGUGACAAGUUGCGGCACCCGAUUUGCUUCGUGUGUGCCGACUGUGACGUCAACCUGAAGCAGAAAGGUUACUUCUUUGUGGAGGGCGACUUGUACUGCGAGGUCCACGCCCGAGCCAGGACCAGACCGCCCGAGAGUCACGACCUCUAACCGGCCUCACCGUAAAGCUCACUUUAACUGUUAGCUCAUGAUUGUUACGUAAAGUCUCCAAAAACAUCCAUCCAUCCAAAUGUUUGAAACAUUUAUUUUUAAACUUUGGGAAGAAAAUAAAAAAAAUCAAUGUUCAGUGUCAGUUUGUCCAACCGUGAAAAUGUUUGAGAUCUGAGGUAGUAGAUGUAGGUAGGAAUCUAUGCCAAAAAAAGCCACAGCGCCCCUGCUGUUUGGGAGGACAACCCAUCCUCAACAAUACUUGUGUCGCUCACUCAAACGAGAGCUCGGAAGACAAAGGAAAGCGCCGCGCCCGAAGCCAGACCCAGAGACAGGAAGAAGGCCAUAACGGAGCCCGCCGUCUCCGCCUCUUCUGGAAGAACCCGCCUGAAAAAGAAGACGGGCAAAAGAUGUCCGUUUCAUUGACGUCAAAUGGCUCAUUCUGGUUCAAACAUUUAGAAACCUGAAAAUUGGCCAAAUUCUAUUUUUUUCCGUCUAAUUGGCUGCCAUGCUUAAACCAACGUUCAUUCGCUGCCAACCGUCCCACUUAAAACAGAUUGGA
Corythoichthys intestinalis (scribbled pipefish) is the source of this 1556-nucleotide messenger RNA. Its product is annotated as PDZ and LIM domain protein 3-like. Gene Ontology annotation, molecular function: muscle alpha-actinin binding; actin binding. The record is from RefSeq and is a predicted model, not a curated record. Bases 71 to 997 code for a protein of 308 amino acids. Gene Ontology annotation, cellular component: adherens junction; stress fiber; Z disc. The transcript has 7 exons. Lineage: Eukaryota; Metazoa; Chordata; Actinopteri; Syngnathiformes; Syngnathidae. Gene Ontology annotation, biological process: actin cytoskeleton organization; heart development; muscle structure development.